Molecule: messenger RNA, 971 nt
Organism: Triticum aestivum (bread wheat)
Lineage: Eukaryota; Viridiplantae; Streptophyta; Magnoliopsida; Poales; Poaceae
Exons: 2
Coding region: 99-506 (135 amino acids)
Source: RefSeq, a predicted model, not a curated record
CCAUCCGCUGUUGGACGCCCCAAUCCACAGCAACGUAGAGGGCGUUCGCGCGUGCAUCGAAUCGCUGCUCGGAGCCGCCACAAGCUGUUGACAUCCCCAUGGGAGCGGAGACGAACAUCUCGCCGCAGCUAGAGCCGGCCAAGUCGCGGGAGACGGAUACUCUACUCAACGACGAUCAGAACUGGAUGACGGUGCUGCAGGAGUCUGUGUCGUUCAGGCGGUUACUGUCCGAGCCACUCGAGUGGGAUACCACGGGGCAUGUCUCGCCAGCAACGAUGGCGCAUGUCCAAUCACUGCCGACAGCUCAGCUCGAUCUGCCAGUACAUGCCGCGGUGUUCGGACGUCAAUCUGUGUCCUCCAACUACUGUGCUGCGCACAUUGGAAGUUCUGAACCAGCCCAGAGUUGUAAUCCAUGCUUGCCCGUGGCUCGUUCAUUAGUAAGUCCAACACAUAUUGGAGGAGCCGAUCUCUAUAUGGUAAGUUCAUCCUCUAAUCUCAUUAAAUAAUGGAUUUAUAUAUGGGUAUCCAUAUAGAAUUGAAACCAACAUGUCGUCCUAUUAGGACAGUUAAACUAAAUGAAGCAACAAUCGUUGCCUGUAGUGAGGAAGAUGUAAUAGUAGGCAAUAGCAGUCUGCAGCUAUGUAAAGAGGUGUGGCACAAUGUUCGUCCGAACAUCCUUUUUUGAGAAUAUAAGUUUUGCUUUUCAAUUGUUCUCCACAAUGUAGCCCUUAAUGAUAGGAAACGUUGCAUGAAAGACUCUGAUUAAGCGUUGAUGUGCGAAAGCAUUAUCACUGGAAAAUAUUUUUGAGCGCAUAUAGGCACACAAGAAGGUGCCUCUUUGUUUGGCCAUUUCCUUUUGUGAGUCAUGGAUUACUUCUAGACAGGGGUAGAGUGUCACAACUCUUAGGCAACUGUUCAAUUGUAUGUCAACAAAUGAACGAAGAGGAAAAAUAUGUUAAAGUUAAUUUGUA